Messenger RNA from Chelonus insularis, 1979 nucleotides. Its product is annotated as sorting nexin-4-like. Lineage: Eukaryota; Metazoa; Arthropoda; Insecta; Hymenoptera; Braconidae. Gene Ontology annotation, molecular function: phosphatidylinositol-3-phosphate binding. Gene Ontology annotation, biological process: protein transport; positive regulation of autophagosome assembly. The record is from RefSeq and is a predicted model, not a curated record. The transcript has 8 exons. Bases 382 to 1653 code for a protein of 423 amino acids. Gene Ontology annotation, cellular component: SNARE complex; plasma membrane; early endosome membrane.
UUAGGUCGCAAUGGUGUAUUAGCUUGUAAAACAUGAUCAAAACAAGGUAAAUGUCACUUGUUGACUUUAUAUUCACUGAAAAACAUGUUAAACACAUUCUAUAAUAAUUCAACUUAAUCAAAAAAUGUAAUAAUUAAUAAUUAUACAUUGAUAAUACAAUAAAUUCAUUGAAAAAUUGUGGAAAUUUUGUGGCGUAUAUCAUAACAUGGCUCAUGACCUAGUGCAGACAUCAAUAAACGCAUCUUGUCGAAGAUUUUCAAUACAUUCUUGAAUAUCAACUGUGAUUUCCAAAGUUACAUGGUGAUGAAUAUAUAAAUUUAUUCAAUUCUAAAAUAGCUAACAAAAUUUUAAGAAACUAAUAGCUAGGAUAUCAUCACUUUCAUGAUGGAAAAUAUCUUUCAAAACGGCAAUUAUCAAAUCAUGAGUGAUUCAAAUGAUAUGACUUCAUUAGACAUUCAGAAACAGGAUUCUUUGUUAGAUCAUAUGGAAAUUGCCAUAGUAGAAGCUGAAAAACGUGCAAAUGAGGGUCUUAAUUUAAGAGAAUUCUAUACUGUGUACCUGGUUGAAACCAAAGUGAUUGAUCCAGAUUUUAAGGAUGCUCUAACUACAAUAAGUUCUUUGUGGAGACGAUAUACAGAAUUUGAAAUGCUCAGAACUUAUUUAGAAAUUACGUAUCCAUUUGUUGUUUUGCCACCACUGCCAGAGAAAAAAGUUCUUUAUGCCUGGCAAAAAAUCACGACUGAUACUUUUGAUCCUGACUUUGUUGAUAGAAGAAGAGCAGGGCUAGAGAACUUUUUAUUGAGAAUAGCAUCUCAUCCAAUAUUAUCGAAAGACAAACAUCUAAUGGGAUUUCUUCAGCAAAGAGAUGGUUGGCGAGAAAGUAUAAAAGAAAGUGGAUAUUUACAAUUGGCCGAAACAAAACUUAAAGCUCUUAGCGUUGCUGUAAGACUGAAAAAACCAGACAAACAAUUUGAAACAAUAAAAACUUAUGGAGCCGAACUUCAAAAUAAUUUAUGUAAUCUCUUACGUAUACGAGCGAGAUUAGCUGAAAGACAAUAUACAUUAUUUAAAUUACAUGCAAAUUACGGCCGUGUAUUUAGCGAAUGGAGUGCCAUUGAGAAAGAACUUGGAGAUGGUCUCCAAAAAUCAGGACAUUAUAUGGAUUCAUUAGCAGCCACUAUUGAUAGUCAUCUUGAGGAAGAAGAAUUAAUAGCUGAUCAAUUAAAAGAAUGGCUAUUUGGAGCAUCUGCACUUCAGGCUGUAGUAAAACGUCGAGAAGCUCUACAACUUGCAAAAGAUGAAGCAACUGAUAAUCUUAAUGCAGCUUAUGAACAACGUCAAAAAAUUAUGCAAGGAAAAUCUGGUUUAAUGUCACGUUUAUUCGGUUCCGUUGAUACGGAAGAAGUGCGGGAACUGAAAGUUAAUCAAUGGCAGCUGAGAAUAGAGCAGAAUGAACAAGCUGUUAAAGAAGUGGAUGAAAAUUUAGUAACUUUCUCAACAAAAGCAAUGGUAGAUAUUGAACGAUUCCAGAACCAAAAGGUAGUCGACUUGAAAGAGACACUUGCAGCUUAUUGCAUUUUACAGUACAAAUUAUCGAGAAAGGGUUUGCAAGCUUGGCAGCAUAUUAAGCAGUGUAUAGAAAGCAUGCCAUGAUUUAUUUUAAUUGAAAAACUAAUUAUUUAUUUUUUUAAUUAAAUCACAAUAUCUUGGAGCAAGAAAUUAAAUACAACUAUUAUCAGUUAUUAUUUAUCACAACCAUUAAAAGAACAAUUAUAAUACUAUCUAGAUAUAAUAUGUACAUUCCGCCAUUUACAGUUUUAUUAUUAAUAAUAUAAUGUUUACAUAUAAUAUUAUUUUUAUCAAUCUAAUUAAUUAUAGUAUAUAUUUUAAAAAACUAUAUACAUAUUCUGAUAGCAUAAUUAACUUUUCACAUAUCUCAUUGUUAUCGUUACUGGACAACAAAUAAAUAUGUUCUUUCU